AUGUCUCUGAACCAGAUGCAGAUCAAGCAGGAGCUCACCCUGCCCCCUGGCCUGGGCAAAACCAUCCCACAGCAGAGCCAGGAGCCAGGGCCGUGCCCACAGCAGCAGGAUGAAGCUCCAGUCUCAACACCUUGCCCAGAACCAGUGCCAGUACUCGUGGUGUGCCCAGAAAAACCAGUGCCAGAGCCAGCACCAGCAGUGGAAGCAGGCAAUGGAGAAGUCCCAGUGGUCCUGGUGCCCAAAUGCCCACCCCAGGAGCAGCAGCAGCAGCAGCAGCAGUGCAAGCUUCCACCAAACCUCUCACCUGUUCCAUGCCCUGAAGAGAAAGCAGAGUGCAAGGAGCUGCCUGUACCAGCCCCUGCCACCUGCUCUGAACCAACUCCAUGCCCUCAGGAGAAGCAGCAGUGCAAGGAGAUCCCUGUGCCAGUUCCUGUUCCCUGCCCAGAGGCUGCAGCAUGCCCCCAGCAGAAGCAGCAAUGCAAGGAGGUUCCUGUCGCAAUCCCUGCUCAGUGUCCUGAGCCUGCUCCAUGCCCCCCGGAGAAGCAGGAGUGCAAGGAGACCCCUGUGCCAGUCCCUGUUAUCUGCCCUGAGCCUGCUCCAUGCCCUCAGGAGAAGCAGGAGUGCCAGGAGGUCCCUGUGCCAGUCCCUGUUCAGUGCCCUGAACCCACACCAUGUGCCCAAGAGAAGCAGGAGUGCCAGGAGGUCCCUGUGCCAGUCCCUGUCCAGUGCCCUGAACCCACACCAUGUGCCCAAGAGAAGCAGGAGUGCCAGGAGGUCCCUGUGCCAGUCCCUGCUCCAUGCCCUGAACCCACACCAUGUGCCCAAGAGAAGCAGGAGUGCCAGGAGGUCCCUGUGCCAGUCCCUGCUGCAUGCCCUGAGCCUGCUCCGUGCCCCCCCGUGGAGCAGCAGCAGGUGAAGCAGCUCAGCCAGUGGCCACCCAUGCAGAAGUAG
This is a messenger RNA of Indicator indicator, 951 nucleotides long. RefSeq names its product keratinocyte proline-rich protein-like. The record is from RefSeq and is a predicted model, not a curated record. The transcript is spliced from 2 exons. The coding region runs from base 1 to 951 and encodes 316 amino acids. NCBI's taxonomy places the organism in Eukaryota, Metazoa, Chordata, Aves, Piciformes, Indicatoridae.